GUUUGUGGCUCUCUCCUACUUGGCACCGAGAGAAGUCGCUGCACUUCUCUUCCACAGAAUCAGUCACGCCGGCCGAGGUUCCCGCUGAGGAUCUGUAAAGUUUUCCGAGCUCCAGGGAGUCGCUCUCAGAGCGUGUGGGGGCGGCGGGGCAUCAGCAGCAACAGGGUCCGCGCUGCGGUGGCCCCUCCGUCCCGCCGAGCUCUUGUAAUUAACCGGGCAGGCGGUGAAUUAAAUCUUUGUCAAGCCCACCGAGCGGGGGGUUCCUGCAGCUCUUCUCCAGCCGGUCUCGGGCGGCCCGGGAUAACAUCGGCAGCGGCGGCGACCGAGAAGGGGGAGCCCGCUGGACGCCGCGGGAGAGCCAAGCCCCCGCUCGGAGCGAGUGCGGGGAGCUGCGGGCGGCGAUGGGCGAGCUGUGCGGGGCCCGGCCGCUGCUGCGGCUGCUGCUGCUGCUCCCGCUGCUGCCGGCAAUGCUGCCUCCACUCCGGGCACAAGAGCUGUCAGUGGAAGAAUGCUGUGACAAGGGUGUGGAAUGGGCAAACAAAAACAGAAUGUGUGCUUCUCUGCCGCUGAUAUCCGAGUCCAGAGAAUGCAGCAUGAGCCAGGAGCAGUGCUGCCGCAGCCAGCUGGAGAAGCAGGCCUGUUCCGACGGGGUGGAAUUCGCCAACGUGCGCGAGGAGUGCGACUCACAUACAGCUGAAAAUUCCACCUGCGAGGCCCAGUACUUCAAGACGUGUUGUUACUGUUGUUUGCUGGGAAAGGCCGCCCAAGUUCAAGGACAGAGUUGUGACCCCAACCCGAAGAUGGGACACCAGUGUGGAAUUGUCUUCAGAUCUUGCUGUGGGAAAGGCCCAGAAGGCAUUGAUCUGUCCAUCAGCGAUGAUGCUCCUAAAAAACAGCAAGUUGAGAUUUCAAAGGAGGAACUAGACCAGGAAGAUCCUUAUCUGCAUGAUGGCUGCAGAGGUGGUGGGCCCUGCUCUCAGCAGUGCAGAGACACAGGAUCCAGUUACGUGUGCUCCUGCUUCGUUGGUUAUCAGCUUCAACCAGACGGUAUCACCUGUGAAGACAUUAAUGAGUGCAUCACUGGGACACACAGCUGUGGGCUUGGCCAAACCUGUGUCAAUACGUUGGGAUCCUUCCGCUGCCAGCGGGACACCAGCUGUGGGACCGGCUACGAACUGACAGAUGACAGUCGUUGCAAAGAUAUUGACGAGUGUGAGACUGGUACUCAUAACUGCCCCCCCGAUUUUAUCUGUCAGAAUACUCCAGGAUCCUUCCGUUGCCGCCCCAAGCUACAGUGCAUGAGUGGCUUUAUACAAGAUGCGCUCGGCAACUGUAUCGAUAUCAAUGAGUGCCUGAGCACCAACACGCCGUGCCCAGCCGGGCAGAUCUGUAUUAACACCGACGGCUCUUUCACCUGCCAGCGAAUCUCACCCAGCUGUGGCCGAGGGUAUCAUCUCAACGAAGAUGGAACAAGAUGUGUAGAUGUGGAUGAGUGCUCAUCCCCCAACCAGCCCUGUGGAGAGGGGCACGUGUGUAUCAAUGCCCCGGGCAAUUACCGCUGCGAGUGCAAGGCUGGCUACACCUUCGAUGUCAUCAGUAGGACCUGCAUUGAUAUCAAUGAGUGCAGACGCUACCCAGGCCGCCUCUGCGCUCACAAGUGUGAGAACACUCCUGGCUCCUACUACUGCACUUGCACCAUGGGAUUCAAACUUUCAGCUGAUGGGAGAUCAUGUGAAGAUUUAAAUGAGUGUGAGAGCAACCCCUGUAGCCAAGAGUGUGCCAACGUGUACGGCUCCUACCAGUGCUACUGCCGCCGUGGCUUCCAGCUCAGCGACAUCGACGGCAUCUCCUGUGAAGACAUUGAUGAGUGUGCUUUGCCCACCGGAGGGCACAUCUGUUCCUUUCGAUGCAUCAACAUUCCUGGGAGCUUCCAGUGCACUUGUCCCUCCUCUGGCUACAGGCUGGCACCCAACGCACGCAACUGCCAAGACAUCGAUGAGUGUGUUGCAGAAAGCCACAACUGCUCUUUCAACGAGACCUGCUUUAACAUCCAGGGCGGCUUUCGCUGCCUGUCCUUGGAGUGCCCAGAGAAUUACCGCAAGUCAGGAGACACUGUCAGGCUUGAGAAGACAGACACCAUCCGCUGCAUCAAGUCCUGCCGACCAAACGAUGUCAACUGUGUGCUGGAUCCAGUCCACACCAUUUCCCACACUGUCAUUUCCCUGCCCACCUUCAGGGAAUUUACAAGACCUGAAGAGAUUAUUUUCCUUCGUGCCAUCACACCUACGUAUCCGGCCAACCAGGCAGAUAUCAUAUUUGACAUUACAGAGGGAAAUUUAAGAGAUUCCUUUGACAUCAUCAAGCGUUACAUGGAUGGUAUGACAGUGGGUGUAGUUCGCCAGGUGAGGCCCAUUGUUGGACCCUUCCAUGCCAUCCUGAAGCUGGAGAUGAACUACGUGAUGGGGGGGGUGGUGUCCCACCGGAACAUCGUCAACGUCCACAUCUUCGUGUCCGAGUACUGGUUCUGAGGGGGCCUCUGCACCCCAGGGCUCCAGCCUGCAGCAUUACCACAAGCUAUUAUGCCAUAUACUUGUUUGUAAAACCCAAUAGUGUUCUUUGUUUGUUUUGUUUUUAAAUAUUUGGUUUAUAGUUUAAGACAAAUAGCGAGCCAUUACGUUGGUUAGGCAUAGGGUGGAGCGGAUUAAGUGAGCCUGAUGUAGUUUGUCUGUAUAAAUAAG
Messenger RNA from Empidonax traillii (willow flycatcher), 2738 nucleotides. It is a transcript of the gene FBLN1, whose product is annotated as fibulin 1. NCBI's taxonomy places the organism in Eukaryota, Metazoa, Chordata, Aves, Passeriformes, Tyrannidae. Bases 402 to 2528 code for a protein of 708 amino acids. Gene Ontology annotation, molecular function: peptidase activator activity; calcium ion binding. The record is from RefSeq and is a predicted model, not a curated record. Gene Ontology annotation, cellular component: extracellular region. Gene Ontology annotation, biological process: extracellular matrix organization. The transcript is spliced from 17 exons.